Molecule: messenger RNA, 1325 nt
Organism: Aspergillus vadensis CBS 113365
Lineage: Eukaryota; Fungi; Ascomycota; Eurotiomycetes; Eurotiales; Aspergillaceae
Product: phosphatase PAP2 family protein
Exons: 3
Coding region: 218-1186 (322 amino acids)
Biological process (GO): inositol phosphoceramide metabolic process; sphingolipid biosynthetic process
Cellular component (GO): inositol phosphoceramide synthase complex
Molecular function (GO): inositol phosphoceramide synthase activity
Source: RefSeq, a predicted model, not a curated record
CUUUCUCCUUUUUCUCCGACUGGCUUCCCGGGAUCUUGUUGCAAGACUUCAGACAAGGUAAAUCCUCUGGUGUCAGGCUCGAGACAACACAUCAAUUCCAUUUGCUGGGCUCAUCGUUAAGUUCCAGUGUAUGCGAAGCUUCCGCCUGCAGUGCAGAGUAACCUCGACCACCGGUGUACAUGACCUAAUCCUGGUUUCCAUACCUUGAACAUCACAAAUGGGCGCGGUGAAGAACAUUCUAGAGCCUGCGGCGAUUGUCGCCGCCUUCACCGCAGGAGCACUCAUCAAUCGGCGCAAGAACGCUAAGCUCCUCGCUACGCCGGACGUCGAGUCACCACUGCUGGAAGCCCCUCCAGUGGACAUAAAGCCAAACGAUGAGGACUCUGAUGAGCGCACAAUUCGCAACCGCCGAACUAUACAGUCACGGAUCCUAGCCAAAUUCCCCUUCUUGUUGGAAAUAUGGUAUUGGCUACUCACAUAUUGGAUCUAUCAAGGUUUACGGGCUUUUUCCGCUAGAAUGAUCAGUGGCAAUAAGGCUAUUUUCGACACCGCCGAGCGUCAUGCCCUUUCCAUCCUCGCAUUCGAGCACUUCCUUCACCUCGAUGUCGAGCUAUCCGUACAAAGGUAUGUGCUUGAGCAGAAGCCAUGGCUCAUGGGAUUCCUGGCACGGGUAUACUAUUCACACAUUGUCCUCGGUGUGAUAUUUAUCGUCUACUGCUAUACCUGCAUCCAACGAGACAAGUAUCAAGCAAUCAGGCGUACGCUGGCGUUCGAGAACGUCAUUGCCUUCACCAUCCUUACCUUGUGGAGGUGCAUGCCACCUCGCCUGCUGCCAGAGGAGUACGGCUUCAUCGACGUUCUGCACAGCAACGCAGGCGGCUCAGCCUGGACGCAGAACAAAUUCCAGCUCACAAUUGCAGCGAUGCCCUCGCUCCACUUUGGCAACUCGAUGUUCAUUGCACUCUGCUUGCUAAAGUUCAGUCCGCAUUGGUACCUUCGAGCUGUGGCGCCCAUCUGGCCCAUGCUCAUGGGACUUACUAUCGUUGCGACAGCCAAUCAUUUCAUCCUAGAUGCUGUCGUCGGUGCAUGUGUGACGCUCACGGCAUUUAGAUUUAACGCCGUCAUGUUAUAUCUUCUUCCUGUGGAAAGGGCACUCUUCAGGUUGUUGCGUAUAGAGAAACCCUAGGCCGCCAGAGGUGCCUAGCCUGCCGGUAUACAGUCUUGGGAACAUGGAGUUAGAAUAUCUAUAUCGUUAUUCCUACUUGAGUCAAUAUUCUUUGGUGGAGAGUACAUAGUCAUCGUUAAUCAACCUAAACUUGGAUCCG